This is a messenger RNA of Epinephelus lanceolatus (giant grouper), 2031 nucleotides long. Lineage: Eukaryota; Metazoa; Chordata; Actinopteri; Perciformes; Serranidae. The record is from RefSeq and is a predicted model, not a curated record.
AGUUCUCCUACAUGCCUAGCACAAGGGAAAGGUUUCAGUUCUCCAACUUCAAUGCCAGAUGCCACUAAAUCCUACACACCUUUAAGGAUGUAGCUUGAGGAGAGCACAUGAGAGAUUCAAGGAAGUGGGUGAAGAGUUAAAUGCUGGUAGUAGAGCAGAGUGUGUGAGUGUGCGGGAGUCAACAGCAGAAGGAGGAUAAGAAAGUGCAAGAUAAGAGAGCAAAUAUAUAAAGGGCGAAAGAGGCUAAAGGCAAAGGAGCACAACAAAGGCAAACAAGACGGGAGACAGAAAAAGAAUAAAGCCAAACAAAGGAGACUGUUUUGGAACAGAGGUUGGAGAAGGAUUAAUUAGCAACAGAGCAGAAAGAGAACAAGUUAAAACACACCAACAUGACGCACCGACUGUUCGAGGGGAAGGAUCAUGCCUCUGUCUACCAAAAGUAUCGCUUUACACCUCCAGAUGAGCUCAAGAAGAUUAUUCUUCAGUAUCUUGAUACAAAGAAGGGACAACCACAUGUGCUGGCAGUGGAUCUGGGGUGUGGGACAGGUCAGAAUGCUCGGCUACUGGCACCACACUUCCAGCAAGUGGUGGGCAUUGACGUCAGCGAGUGUCAACUGGAGGAGGCCAGAGCUGUGCCAGGGUACCCUAACAUCACAUACAGGCAGGGGAUGGCAGAGGAACUCCCUUUUCCAGACUGCUCUGUGGACUUGUUGACAGCAGCGUCAGCAGCCCACUGGUUCGAUCGGUCGAGGUUUCUGGCUGAGGCAAGUCGGGUUUUAAAACCGCGGGGUUGCUUGGCUCUGCUUGGCUUCAGUGAUACUAAAACCAGACUUUGCUACCACAACUGUGGAGAAAGACUCAAUCACAUAUGUGAAGAGGUGAGGCAGUUGCUGUUGCCAUACACUAGCAGUCAGGUAGCUGUAUCUGAGGGUAAGCUGGAAGAGCUCUACUCAGCCAUCCCUUUUCCUGAAAAAGAGAGGAUUGAGUGUCUUCAGGUGAACACGUCGAUCUCAGUGAGGAGCCUGGUGGGUUUCAUUGAAACCUGGUCUAUGUUCCAAGGUUACAAGAAGAAGGAUCCCCAGGCUGCUGGAGACCUGCUGCUUAAUACUCAGAAGAGGUUUCUGGAUGAAAUGGGAGUCACUUCUCCAGACACUGAAAUGAAGCAGGAGCUGGAGUACUUCUGUGUCCUGGCGUCAAAACCACAAUAAUGAUAAUGAUGUGUUUUGAGAGAGUUUGAGAGUCUUAGAGACAUCGCAGUCUAAAAUUUGUGUACUCCAAAUGUGUAUGAAGGAAUGACCUGUUGAAUGUGAACAUUCCUAAAUAAACCCUUUUGUUCUAAGUAAAACUCUUGUUUUCCCAGUGACUCUCUUGUGUAAUGUAAGUGGAUAAGUCAGCUAAUAAAUACCUUUGACCAGGAUUACAAUAAUCCUUAACACACUAAUUUUUGUUAUAUAGGGAAGAAUGUUCUGACUAGUUUGCAGAUGAUCUAGUAUGUUAAGAUAUCUGUCAAAAGAGCACCUACUAGUGACUUUAUAUCUUACCUCUACUGUAUUUUGCUUUUCUUAAAGUUUCAUUUUGCAGCCAAAUUACCUCUCAAUAUGUUUCCCAAUAGAACAGCUGAUCCCUGGAAGCAAACUGGGAGGUUACAUAACUUGGAAAUGCUUCUGAAAUAUAAUAUACCUACCACUGUUGUUUCAUGAAAGGGGUGCUGAGACGUUUUGGUUUAAAUGAGAGUCAAGUUUUUUAGCCAAGCUCUUUAAACUUUAGCGUAAUUGGUGGCUGAUUAACUUGUUCUAGCUGCUUCAGUGCCUUUCUUUAAUCUCUACUUUUUCUCAGUGGGUAGAAGGCAGCUUGAUGCUGCUGACAGCUUGUUUUGUACCUGCUUUGUGCUCUGUAAAUGAAGCUAAAGUAACUAAUGUUCAUGGUACGGCUUCUUACAAAGAAACUGAAGACAAAGAAAUAUGUACUGUGAAGAUGUAACGCAGUUAUAUUUUCAAUAACAAAUAAAAAGAUGUGCAAGUUGCUGUUUUA